Messenger RNA from Mercurialis annua (annual mercury), 1482 nucleotides. RefSeq lists its product as uncharacterized. Bases 1 to 1482 code for a protein of 493 amino acids. The record is from RefSeq and is a predicted model, not a curated record. Lineage: Eukaryota; Viridiplantae; Streptophyta; Magnoliopsida; Malpighiales; Euphorbiaceae. Gene Ontology annotation, molecular function: zinc ion binding. The transcript is spliced from 2 exons.
AUGGACCACACAUGCCCAAUAGAAACCAGAUUCAACAAUCAAAACCAAGCAUCUGCAUCACACAUUGCUGAAUCCAUCAAGCUGAAGUAUCUAAAUGUCAAAACAAAAUACACACCAAUAGAUAUUAAGAAUGAUAUGGAGACUAUACAUGGAGUCAAGAUCAGCUACAUGAUGGCUUGGAGAUCAAAAGAAAAGGCAUUUGAGAUGUUAAGAGGAAAGCCAUGUGAUUCUUACAAAGCGCUGCCCACUUUUUUAUAUAUGCUUGCAGCUACAAAUCCUGGAUCAGUCAUUGACAUAGAAUUGAGAGACGACGACUCAUUUUUGUAUGUAUUCACAGCAUUAAAGGCAUCAAUUGAAGGUUGGCAGCAUUGCAAACCAAUCAUGGUUGUUGAUGGAACAUUCUUGAAGGCAACAUUUGGUGGCAUGCUUCUUGUUGCAACAGCUCAAGAUGCAUCUGGAAAGCUAUUCCCUCUAGCAUUUUCAGUUGUAGAUUCAGAAAAUGAUGAUUCGUGGAAGUAUUUUUUCUAUCAAAUUAGGGAGGCAUUUGGAACAAGAGAAGAUAUAUGCAUUGAAUCAGACAGACAUCUCAGCAUAGAAUCAGCUGUUAAGAAGGUAUAUCCUGAAGCUGCACAUGGAAUAUGCAUAUUUCAUCUACUUAAUAACCUGAAGACACAUUUCAAGAAAAAUGCAAAGAAUAUUAAAGAACCUUUCUUUGGGGCAGCUAAAGCAUACACUGAGAAGGAAUUUAACUAUCACAUGAAAGUGUUGAAUAGUUUAGAUGAUCGAAUUAUACCAUUUCUUGCUGAUAUUGGCUACGCUAGAUGGUCGAGGGUACAUUGUAAAAGCAAAAGGUACAAAACUAUGACCUCUAACUUAGCCGAGUCAUUAAAUGCAGCAAUUUUACAUGCAAGAGAACUUCCAAUCACAUCAUUACUUAUGCACCUACAUGACCUCCAACAAGAGUACUCAUACAAAAACAGAAAUAUUGCUAUGAAUACAGUCACAACACUUACAACAAACCAUGAAGAUGCUCUUUUCCAAAAUUACAUUCAUUCACUGAAACUACAGGUAAAACCGUCUACAAAAAAUAUCAUAUCAGUGAUGGAGAAUGGCAAAAAGUACACAGUCAACAUGACAAAGAGGACGUGCACUUGCAAAAAGUUUGAAACCGAUGAAAUUCCUUGUAAGCAUGCUGUAGCGGUUCUAAACAAGGACAAGAUUAAACCUUAUGAAUAUUGUUCAAAAUACUAUACAAAAGCAGCUAUGUUAGCAACAUAUAGUGAGACAGUAUAUCCAUUAGAGAGGGAAGAAUGGAUUAUACCAGAAGAAGUCAAGGACCAAGUUGUCUUACAUAGAACAAGAACCGGAAGGCCAAAAAAGAGAAGAUUCACAUCACAUGUGGAAAGAAAAGGCAAAUUUGGAAAGUGCGGACAUGCUGGGCACAAUAAGAAGACCUGCCAAAACAUGCCAAAACCUGCAUAA